AUGUCCCUCAAAAGAAAUAUUGAGGAGGUUAACCGAGAUGUGAAGAGGCUCAAGGUCCAACCUUCUGGUGCCUUGCUUACAUUUUUUGGCACAUUGACUGAAAGUGAAAAGGGUGAAGCUGUGAUGAAGAGCAACCAAGAGAUGAAAUUUCCAUUCCAAUUAACAAAUGCAACUUUGCCAAAAUGCUGUGAUAUAGAACGUUUUCGAAACCCACCCACAGAUAGUAAAGAGGAACAUUACCAAGCAUACUUUAUUAAUGCUUGUUCAAAGCUCCCUAAUAAGCGAGUUUCUGUAGAAGACACCCACAAAUUUCCAGUGUUACUGACGAGAAAACCUGAUUGUGUGACAAUAGAUGAAGAUCAUGGGUUGGAUCCCCUUAAUGUUGAGAUGGUAAUUGAAAUUAAACCACAACGAAAAACUCGGUUCUCCGAUCAGGACAUUGGGCAAGUGCUAGCAUUUGCAGAAAAAGUCUUGCAACUACAGUCAAGGCGACAUUUUGUAUUUGCAAUACUCACAGAUUGCCACCACAUACAAUUAUUUGAAGUAGCAAGGGUUCCUAAUUCUUAUGAAACAUUUACAUAUCGAUAUACAACACGUGAAUUUUUAAAGUAUGAAGGUACUGGCACCCCACCUCUAGGAUGGAGAUGGUUAGUGACCUUACUUAGCCAACAAUCCAGCUCACUUGGUUGGAUAGAACCUGAAUUGCAAUAUGACAACAAAACUGUAAAGUUACUUCAGUUUGUGAAUGUGGGGCAGACAAGUAUUGUGUAUAAAGGAGAAUAUGAGGGACAGUCUGUUGCAAUUAAAAUAUUGAAACACCCAGAUAAAUUCCAGAAAUACCUUCAUGCUGAAAUUGAAAUAAUGAAGAAAUUGUCAACCCUUAACUCUGCAAGUCUUCCACACUUGGUUCUCCAUGAUGAUAUCUCUUUGGUUAUGACUCCACUAUGUGAUAAUAUUAGACGUUUGCAAAAAGGUGAUAUAUCUCACAUUGUUUUGACUUUACAAAAAGUACAUACAUCUGGAAUUCGACAUCGAGAUUUACAGAGACAGAAUAUUGUACGUGAUUGUACAUCUAGAGUACCUGUUCUUAUUGAUUGGGGAUGUGGUGUGGAUGGCAACCAGACAUUGCCUUUUGCUGGAGGUGUUGAUUGUGCUGCUGAUUAUGUGCUAGCAAGAAUUGAUGAAUCUUUUGUGUAUAAACCAGAGUAUGAUCUGAUCAGUUUUAUCCGGAGCAUCUAUAUUAUGUUGCAUAAACCUGAUUACUUUCCAAAACUUUCUUUUGGAAAAGAAGAUGGAGUAACUCAAAUUGCCCAGAGUGUUGCAGAUUUUUGGAAAUACCAUGCAAGAUCUGAAUUCUGGAAAGAAAUGUAUGAUAAAGCUCAACAUUUAGACUAUGAAGGUCUGAUUCAUCAAUUAGAAGAGUUAUUUUGA
This is a messenger RNA of Paraglomus brasilianum, 1431 nucleotides long. The record is from the annotation of a GenBank genome assembly. NCBI's taxonomy places the organism in Eukaryota, Fungi, Glomeromycota, Glomeromycetes, Paraglomerales, Paraglomeraceae.